GCUGGAACCCCACUCGCCAGCCGGGUCGGCGCACAGGCUCCAGCCCCCGAAGGAGCGACCUCUGCCUCGGGUCCAGCCUCUGCCCGCUGCUUCUCCGGCCCCAGGCUCACACGGCGGCAGACCCCUCUGGGCCACGAUGGGCAGCUGCCGCCGGUCCCGCGCUCCGCUGCUGCUCCUCGCCGCGCUGGCCGUCUUCGCUCCUGCAGCCGCCGGUCCUGGACAACCGGACGACCCGACCCGCUCCUUCGCCUCCCGGGAGGAGAAUCAGACCCAUUUCGGGACACGCAGAAGCCGCAUUUCGGGAUCAGCCGCCGCUUUCUACCGCAGCAACAAGGAUGCGUGGCGUUUGUCCGGGUGUUAUAUUGUGGUGCUUAAAGAAGAAGGCCUUAAAUUUCAAACAGCACGAACUGUCAAGCGUCUGCAAGCCCGAGCAGCCAAGUAUGGCUACUUAACCAAAAUCCUACAUAUCUUUGAGGAGUUAUUCCAUGGCUUUGUUGUGAAGAUGAGCAGUGAUCUGCUUCACAUGGCUUUGAGACUUCCACAUGUGCAGUAUGUAGAAGAAGACUCCUAUGUAUUUGCUCAAAGUGUUCCCUGGAACCUUGGCCGAAUUAUCCCAAUGCAAUACAAAUCAAAUGAGUACAAUCCUCCCAAUAAGGGUGACCUGGUUAAGGUGUAUUUGCUAGAUACUGGUGUUCAGAGCAACCACCGGGAAAUCAAGGGGAGGCUGAUUGUGACUGACUUUGAGAAUGUCCCAGAGGAAGAUGGCACUCGUUUUCACCAGCGGGCUAGUUCUUGUAUCAGCCACGGGACUCACUUAGCUGGAGUUGUAAGUGGAAGAGAUGCUGGUGUGGCCAAAGGAGCCAGGGUUCAUAGCCUCCGAGUGCUGAACUGCCAGGGGAAGGGGACUGUGAGAGGCUCUCUGAUAGGUCUAGAGUUUAUUAAAAGGAACUUGGCUGCCCAGCCCUACAGUCCUUUGAUUGUGUUGCUUCCCUUGGCUGGGGGCUACAGUCACAUCUUGAAUGCAGCUUGUCGCCUGAUGGUGCAGAUGGGGGUGGUCAUGAUUGCUGCAGCAGGCAACUACAAAGAGGAUGCUUGCCUAUAUUCACCAGCAUCAGAACCAGAGAUUAUCACUGUUGGAGCCACCAAUGCCCAGGACCAGCCUGCUUCCAUGGGAACAUUGGGAACAAACUUCGGCCGUUGUGUAGAUGUAUUUGCACCAGGAGAUGAUAUAAUUGGUGCCUCCAGUGACUGCAAUACCUGCUUCACAUCACAGAGUGGAACAUCCCAAGCAGCUGCACAUGUAGCAGGUAUUGCAGCCAUGAUCCUGAACACUAACCCUGCCCUAUCUGUCUCUGAACUGAGACAGAGGCUGAUCCAUUUCUCUAUCAAAAACCUUAUCAAUGAGGUCUGGUUUCCUGAAGACCAGAGGCUGAUCACGCCCAACAGAGUGGCUGGCAUUCCUUCCAAACUUGUAGCAGAUGAACUGCUUUACUGCCGCUCGGUGUGGUCAUCCUUAUCUGGUUCCACUCAGGCAGCAACAGCUAUCGCUCACUGCAACAGCAAUGAAGAAUUGUUCAGCUGCUCAAGCUUGUCCAAAAAUGGCAAGCGGCAAGGAGAACACAUUGAGGAUUAUGGAGGCAGAAAAGAGUGCGUGGCUCAUAAUAAGUUUGGAGGUCAAGGCAUUCAUGCUAUAGCCCGGUGUUGCAUUUGGCCCAAAGUUGGCUGCCAACUUAACACUUACACACAGACUGCAGAGGAUACAGCAGGGACAAGUGCCAGCUGCACUGCGGAUGGCCACGUUUUGACAGGUUGCAGCUCCUAUUCUUUGGAUCAUGAUUUCAGUGAAACUAUCAGACCUGUAUUAAGGACAGAGAGCAGCCAAUGCAUAGGGCACGCAGAUGUGACCGUGCACGCCUUAUGCUGCCAUGCACCUAGCCUCGAGUGCAAAGUACAAGAAUAUUCUCCUGUGGAUAACACAACUCAGGUGAUGGUGACUUGUGAUGAUGGCUGGACUCUGACAGGAUGCAAUGCAUAUUCUCACGGUCCCAAUACAUUUGGUGCCUAUUCCACAGACGACACCUGCAUUGUAAUGAGAAGUUCACAUGGCAAAGGAGCAGUGGCUGUUGGUAUCUGCUGUAAGAGACGACACUAGAAUAAUGAGAACCAGAGUUCCAAGUAUAAAUUAUACUUCUGUGACGUGUAGGGCCUGCUUCAAAGUUAGGACACUAAACUACAGAGAACCACCUCAUAAUGUCACCCUGGUGAGCUUUUCACCACACCCAAUAAUGCUGGAAGAAAUUAAUUUUCACAGGUGGAACUCCCAAGGCAGCUAGAAAGUGACUGUGUCACAAACUUUUAUUGAGUACCAUAUUAACAUAAAAUGUAGACCCCAAAUCCAUUAUGAAGUGAUUGGUCUCAAAACACACACACACUUUAGACCAUGAGCUUUUGUCAGUGCUAGUGUUAUCUGUUGCACUGAUACUAGCGUCUAGAUUUUUAAAAUGUAUGAUUUCACGGCAACUGUCACUCUUAAUGUCUGUUUGAUGUGUCAAAACCAGUAGGAUAUCAAACUGAUAAUGUUCAUAUACCCCUCAACUUCAAUAUGAACCAUCUAAGUUGGCAGGCUGACCAAGGAUGGUAUGGAUAGACUAGGUGAGUUUUGUGCUCAAAAUAACAAAAACAUAUAUUUAAUUUUUCUGCUUUCAAAAAAAUCCAACAACUUUUUAUAAAGUAUUUCACUGGGAACAGGGAUAAAGACUAGAAAUAAGAUGUGAUACUAACAGCAAAGAUUUUUGCAAGAAACUGAAGACUGGCUAAAAAGAAGCCAUUUUGUAUUCAAUUAAAGACCAGAUCAGUAACAUUCAAAAUUCUAUCCUCAGUACCAUGUUCUGUGUUUUUGAAAGUCCAUCAUAGUUUGGAAAUUAGCGUUUUUUAAAAGUUCUUUCCAUUUUAUGGUCAGUUCCUAUGUUCAGCAGCAGCACAUUAGGGCAAUGCACCUCCAACUCAACCUAGCCUGUCAUUUAUUUUGUGAAUAUUAGAAUUCACCACCUCACGUACAGGGAAUUUGUCAAGGUUGGCCGCACAAACUAAACAAUUCAAGAGAUGCUGCUGCAGUUCUCAGCUAAAGAAAUGACUGAAUAUUUUAAACAUUUAUUUGGAUGCCAACAUUCCUUUAAAGUACCAUUAAUAACUCAGUCUUCCUGUUACAGCCUGAUUGUGUGUGUGCAUCAAAUGCAGAUUUAAAUGUCUUCGCUGCUUCCAAAGUGCCUUACAGAGCUCGUUCCAAGGAAGCUCAUACCAAAAUGCCUUCAUUGUAAAUUUAAGCCCUUCACUGCAAACUUAAGAAUGAGCAAUGGCUAAGUUGACGUUGGAUGCUGCAAUUGUAAGAUAAGGUGGUGUGCUUAUUCUGAGGAAGAGGAACCUGCUUCUUAGAUUUUUGCAGGUGUGGAGACCAAAUUCCAUGGGCAAUUCUUCCUAGAAAUUCACACUAUUAGAACAAGCAAGUUAAGCCAGGCCAAUGUUACAUAACUGAAUUAACCCAAAUAGUUUUCAUAUGCUAUCUUGAGUGGGGCAGGCACUGCCGACAUCAAUGAAAGCGGACAGAGUUUCCACUGAACAGACAGAAGGAGCUUUUAAAGCCUGUGAAAAGAGUUGUAUUGCUGAGCUCCAAGAAUCCUACUGCCUGAUGUGGGUCUAGUUUAAAAUGGAAGGCUGAAAACAUCCAAAGUUUUUAAAAGCCCUUCAGAGACUCAGGCGAUCAAGUACGAUUGAUUGACCAUUAGCUGCGCUUGUGAUACUGCAAAGUAAAAGUUUAGAUCAAACAACUUGGUUUGCUGAUAGAUCAAUUACAUUUGGUUUAAGAUAUUUUUAAAAAGGCAGAUUAGUGUUGUGCACAAGUUUUCCCUUCCCCUUUACACUUUGGAUUUUCCAGUUGCUUUUGUAAUCAAAUUUGUAGCUGUAUGCUUACUACAUUUAAAUAUUCUGACAGCCCAGUUCAGAGAAAUGGUGUAUGUGUGUAUGUGAAUCCUUCUCUAUAGGUAGUGUGGUCCAGUGCCAGCAGAAAUGCCCUUCCUGGGGCACUUACCCUGGUAAAGGGGCAAAUCUGUUGGUGCUUGGCUUCUGUAGUGUCCUGGGGUGGCUGGCUGAGGUGCCUGGCCUUCCAUCGGUGCUCCUGCGCCACCCCCAGCUGCACUUGUUUGGUGGGGACACAGCGAGGGUGUUCCCAGGGGGUGGAGCCAGCCUUGGUCUGCUUCCACCCCAGGUUUGGUGCCAGUCACACCGUGGUCUGGACCUGCACUUUUGCCACCCUUUGGGGUGAUGAAAGUGCGUACAGCUCCAUUGGCGGAAUCCCGGCAGUGGGAGGGUUUUAAAGUUUCUCCUGUCUUUGCGCCGCUGAGGAAUCUCACUGGAAAUGGCACGGUGCUGCCUCUGGCACACCAGCCCCACUGUGGCAGCUGUCAAGCUUUCCAUUCCCUUCAGGACAACAAGAGGGUCAUGAAUGACCAACAGUGUGUAAUAUUCUCUAUGUUCUGUGUUUGGGGUUGCACAUAUGAACCUACCUACUGUAAUUCUCAGCUGCGUAGUACAGUUUUCCUAAUGUUAUGGAUUUUAUUUUCGUAUCUACAAACUGUUUAUUCUUUUUAUAUGGUACAUUUUGGAAUACCUUAAAUAGGGAUGUAUAAUGGUAGCAGUCAUUUAAGGCAACUUAACUAUACCAAACAUUGUGCUUUGUUAAAAUUUCUUCAGAAUAUAUUUAUUUACAGCCAGGUCUAGUAAGCGCUGGAAAACUGUAGGAUAACCAAAUACCACAUCAGUCUCCAAUAAAAAGUCCAGUGUUUCCCAACUCUGGAAUUCAUUCAUAUUUAUGAUUCUCCCAUUUCAAAAUUAUGUAUGGCAAAAAAAUUGAUAAUCUUUUUGGAGGAACUGUCCAGUGAAGCGUAAGGGAUACAGGUACGUGGAACGUUAAUUUUCAACAUCUUGCCAUUUUGAGCCCACCUCUCCUCUGACAGGUUCAUGUAGGUUGCACAACUCUUCCCUCUUCCAUUUUCUAAAAUCUUCUGUGAAAUAGGUUAGGCUGAGAGAAUAAAUGCUCCUAAAUCACUCAGCAAACUCUAUGGCUGAGUAGGGAGUCUUCCUACUCCUAGCCAUAUACACUAAAUACUAUAUCACACUGUCUCUUCAGGAAGGUCACAGUUCAAGAGAUCAUGCAGGAGGAACAAGCUCUGCCCCAUAACUAAUGGAAGCAGCAUUUGAUUUAUGGGCAUCACUGCAAACAGUGCCCACCUAUUUUCCAGCUUACCCCAUUCUGUUUUGUAUUCUCCCUUCCAGUGCUCAGGAGACCCCACUCAGCUGGAGACAGGGGAGAAGAACAGUUGUGUUUGUGGAAUGGAGAUGGCUGAUGGCAGCCCCAGGCUGUGGGAUCUGGAAUCAGCUGUGGCAAUCUUCUAAAGAUGCCUUGUCCCUCAAUUGGCCUCAUUAUGUGUUCAAUUUCCAUGAGAUGAGGAUAAAUUAUCACAUAUAAGCAGCAGUUUGAAUAAGAAAACAGCUAUUUGCAAUUAAGAGGGCAAAUUCUCAGUUUUUUCUAGCUACUUUCUAGUGCACCAAGGUGACAAAUUUCUACAAUCCUAAAUUCUGCUUGAUUACAGGGCAAUUUAGUGGAUAAAACAGUGUAAGAAAACAAAAAUACCCUUAUCUCUGCACAAUCUAACAAUCAGACUGGGUUCUGGUGAAAGGAAUAAACUUUAUUCCACUAACUAGGAUUUUCCCAUGAAAACUGCCUUUUCUUUUCCAGUACCAAGUGCCUUAAGGAAUUCCUUGGACAAAUCCACACAAUGAGCACCUGCAGUUUUGUACCGAAGCUGCCCCUGCCACUACAGAACAUUCUGUUAAUAUGUAUAAAAUCCAUUUUUCAUCCAAAACGACUGGCAGCAAUAGUGAUCACAACAUAGAAACAUGUCACAAUUUACACAGCAAACUAGAUUUGUUGCAUUUAAAAAAAAUAAUCAGCAGGUUCAAAUGAUAUCAGCUGGAAAUGAAAUAACCGACGAAGUACCUUACUAAAAAAAAUAUAAUAAUCAACUUUGUACAAGCAGGAAGAGAAGUAGGAAACAGACCACAAUGGUUUUAGCACAUAUGAUGGCAGAACAGGCCAUUUUGUGAUUUUGCAGGCAAUUCAAAAUCACAUGCAAUGCAAAUAUAGCUGCAACCUGUGGCAAGA
This is a messenger RNA of Sphaerodactylus townsendi, 6217 nucleotides long. RefSeq names its product proprotein convertase subtilisin/kexin type 9 (gene PCSK9). The transcript is spliced from 12 exons. Gene Ontology annotation, biological process: proteolysis. Lineage: Eukaryota; Metazoa; Chordata; Lepidosauria; Squamata; Sphaerodactylidae. The coding region runs from base 137 to 2152 and encodes 671 amino acids. The record is from RefSeq and is a predicted model, not a curated record. Gene Ontology annotation, molecular function: serine-type endopeptidase activity.